Messenger RNA from Closterium sp. Yama58-4, 1062 nucleotides. The record is from the annotation of a GenBank genome assembly. Lineage: Eukaryota; Viridiplantae; Streptophyta; Zygnematophyceae; Desmidiales; Closteriaceae.
AUGCACAUUCGCCCACACAUUCGGCAUAUGACAGACCGAGGCGCACCAAUUCAUUCCUCCCACACUCCGAACAGCGCUAGCCAUUACCCCUGCAACCCUGCCUUCGUCGCUGCUGCAUUGACAUUUGAGUUCACCUCUCUCGGUGCCGUUGUGAGGCAUCAGUCCGUCACUGUCUCUUCUGACUCGCCCAACCGGGCCUUGUUCAAAAAGGGCACCGCGACUACCAACCCUCGCCGCUACUUGCCGAACCUCUUUCGUCACCACCGCGCGCACCAGCAUGGGAGAUUCCAAGCUCGCCGCCGCGGCGCUGCUCGUCGUCUCCAUCCUCAUUGGUACGAGCCUCUUCUCUCCCGCGUCGCCCCCCUCCCUCCCCCGCGAUGCUCUUUCGUCACCACCGCGCGCACCACCGCGGGCACCACCGCGGGCACCAGCAUGGGUGAUUCCGAGCUCGCUGCCGCGCUGCUCGUCGUCGCCAUCCUCAUUGCAACUGGAGCAAAUAAAGCGGCUGCUGCAGAAGUGGUGCCCGCGAAGCUGCGAGUGGGCACGGUGGUGCUCGUCGGCUCGCUCUUUCCGACCUUUCCCCUUGCCUUUCUGUUUUUACCCUUCUCUGUCUUCGCCCCUCUCCUCGCAGCAACUGGAGCAAGUCAAGCGGCUGCCGCACAAGUGGUGCCCGCGAAGCUGCGAGUGGGCACGGUGGUGCUCGUCGGCUCGCUCGCGCAGCCCAACUACGCCGACUUCGACUGGGCGCGCUGCUUGCCCGUGCCGCAAGGCGCGUCCGCGAGCAUCGACGGCGGCGCGAGCGGCGGCGGCGCGGGUGCGGGCGGCGGCGCGGGCGGCGCGGGCGCGCGCGGGGGGAGCGGCGGCGCGCGCCGCGACGGCGCGGGCGGCAGCGGCGCGGGCGGGAGCGGAGGAGGAGGCGCGGGAGACGCGGUGGUGUGGUGGGACGUGUUCGGCGGGGGGGAUCGCACGGUGUGCAACGCGGUGCAGCUGUUCGCGUCGCCUGACUGCUCGGGCGCUGCGGCGGCGAGUUUCAAGUACACGGGAGAAUACCUGUUCCGGUGA